UUCUCUCCUCCUGGGUCCUGUUGCCUCCUCUGGCCCCAGGACACCCGCGACCCUGCAGAGAGCUCUGAGCCAGUUCAGUCUGCCCUGGGCCGGACGGGUGGUGGACACAGGAGGAAGCUGGGCAGCCUGCCUGGAGGAGGCGUCCGAGGCGUCCCCUGAGGAACCGGCUGACCAUGAGUGUCCCAGGGCCUGGGGUGGACGAGUACAUGGGGACGCUGAGGGACGAGGAGGACUCGCUGUGGGAGAACGUGGAGAGUCACCGGCACUUGCUGAGUCGCUCCAUCAACCCCGCCAAGCUCACGCCGUACCUGCGGCAGUGCAAGGCCAUCGACGAGCAGGACGAGGACGAGGUGCUCAGCGCCCCCAUGCUGCCCUCCAAGAUCAACCGCGCAGGCCGCCUGCUGGACAUCCUGCACACCAAGGGCCGGCGCGGGUACGUGGUGUUCCUGGAGAGCCUGGAGUUUUACUACCCCGAGCUCUACAAGCUGGUGACCGGCAAGGAGCCCACGCGCAGGUUCUCCACCAUCGUGGUGGAGGAGGGCCACGAGGGCCUGACGCACUUCCUGAUGAACGAGGUGCUGAAGCUGCAGCAGCAGAUGAAGGCCAAGGACCUGCAGCGCUGCGAGGUCCUGGCGCGGGCGCGGCAGCUGGAGGACGAGAAGCGGCAGCUGGCGCUGACCCGCGUGGAGCUGCUCACCUUCCAGGAGCGCUACCGCAAGAUGAAGGAGGAGCGGGACGGCCACAGCGACGAGCUGCUCAAGGUCAAGGACGACAACUACAACCUGGCCAUGCGCUACGCCCAGCUCAGCGAGGAGAAGAACAUGGCGGUCAUCCGCAGCCGCGACCUGCAGCUCGAGGUGUGCGGCCUGCUUGCGCUUUAG
Molecule: messenger RNA, 881 nt
Organism: Castor canadensis (American beaver)
Lineage: Eukaryota; Metazoa; Chordata; Mammalia; Rodentia; Castoridae
Source: RefSeq, a predicted model, not a curated record